Molecule: messenger RNA, 4054 nt
Organism: Oryctolagus cuniculus (rabbit)
Lineage: Eukaryota; Metazoa; Chordata; Mammalia; Lagomorpha; Leporidae
Source: RefSeq, a predicted model, not a curated record
UGGAGGGAGAGGGAGGGGAAGGAGAAUGAGGGAAAAAUCAUGGGAACAGAGAUGUGUGGGGUGCAGAAAAGAAAUCCCAGAGACAAAGGGAGAGAGACUGAUGGAGAGAGUGAUUUGUGCAGAGGAAGGAGGAGAGACUGAGGAGCAAAAGGCGAGAAGCAGCAUUCACAGGCUGGGCUUUGGGUCAGCCCAGCUCCAGCUGUUACGGCCAUUUGAGAGGGAACCAGAGGAUGGAAGACCUCUCUCACUCUCGCUCUGUAACUCUGCUUUUCAAAUAAAAUAAAUCUUUAAAAAAAUAAGAUAAUAACUUUAUGUUAUGUGUACCUUACCAAAAUAAUUUUAAAUGAAUUCUUCUUUUCACUCCAUUAUGGCUCAUUUCUUUCAAUUUCAUGAAAGUUGUUCCUGUGGAUUGCAGCAGAAAUCCACAUGAGUAAGGCUGGGGUCUUCUCAUUGAUGUCAGUCAUGGUGAAGGGUAGAUCCAUGUGCUCAGCCUUUGCAGCAUGGCCACUAGGAAGUGAGCCACAGUCCUUUUGAUGGAGAUAAUUUAAAUGAAUCACACAUUGACUUAAAUUAUGUAGUGCCUGGUGCAGAUUGGAGGUUAAAAUACAGUUUAUGUGCAUAUUGCAAUCGUUAUGGUCUAUGCUGGAUGUGACUUUUUCUCACAUUAGUACAUUAGUGAAUAUUACCUCUAACACAAAUCCUUCACAGGUUUUUAAUACUUCUUAGCAAAAUUCCAUGAAGAUAUGAAAAUUAUUUUUGCUGGAUAUAGUCAACAAUUAGACACAAGGAUGGCUAAUAUGCCAGUAUUGAUUUCAAUGUUUUGCUAAAGAUCCAGUCUUUCAUAUGGGUAACCUUGAGCAAUAAUUAUAUAAUGUACCCCUGAUUCCAUCUACAGUAAUAGAAACAUUUCUUUAGCCAUUUCAAUAAUACAUGGGCUCUCUAGCUCCUGCACCUUGGUCUCAUGCAGGUUUGGGGAUCUUCUCCAUUUUUUUUUCUAACAGGCAGAGUGGAUAGAGAGAGAGAGACAGAGAGAAAGGUCUUCCUUUUGCCGUUGGUUCAAGCUCCAAUGGCUGCCGCGGCAGGCACGCUGUGGCCGGUGUACCGCGCUGAUCCAAAGCCAGGAGCCAGGUGCUUCUCCUGGUCUCCCAUGUGGGUGCAGGGCCCAAGCACUUGGGCCAUCCUCCACUGCACUCCCGGGCCAUAGCAGAGAGCUGACCUGGAAGAGGGGCAACUGGGACAGAAUCCGGUGCCCUGACCGGGACUAGAACCCGGUGUGCCGGCGCCUCAAGGCGGAGGAUUAGCCUAUUGAGCCGCAGCACCGGCCUCUUCUCCAUCUUAAAACAAGAAUCAUGUGGUGGACAUCAGGCCCAGCAGUUAAGUCACUGGUUAGGACACUCAUUAAACUGCCUGUGUUUGGAGCCGCUUCUCCUGGAUUCAACCUGGGAGCAGAACCAUGUUUGCUGAUUGUAAUUUGUUGGAGGUAGCAAAAUCUUGAUUAACUGACAAUUCAGAUAUGCAUGUCUGAGGCCAACAUUGUGGUUCAGGGAGAUAAACUGCCCAGUUACAAUGCUGACAUCCCAGAUCAGAAUGACAAUUUUAUUCCUGGAUGCUUCGCUUCUAAUCCAGCUCUCUGCUAUUUUAUCUGGGAAGGCAGCAUAUGAUGACAAAAAUUCAUGACCUCCCACCCCAUAUCCCUGUGGAAGACUGGAAGGAGCUCCUGGCUUCUGUAUUCAGUUCAACCAACUACUGUCUGUUGGGGCCAUUUGUAGAGUGAACCAGUAAAGAGAAGAUUCUUUCCCUCUCCCUUCCAAAUAAAUAAAUAAAUAAAUUUAGAAGUUGCAUAUGUCUAUUUAGGAGAAAAAGCUUUGUGAUGUAGAGUAACAGAUAACCAAAUCCAUGGACUUUUCAUUAUAGAUCUGUUUGAACACAGCUACAAAUGUCUAAAUAUGAGCCAUUUCUAUUUUAAUUUACAUAUUUAUACUGAUGGGUCUACAGUGCUUAAAGUGGCUCUAAAACAUAAUUGCACAUUCAUCAUCUUCAAAAAUGAAAGGGACUGUGCUAAAUUGCUGUUUUCCUACUUAUCAUAUGCUAAUUUUUUUCUAAAUCCUCAGUAUGAUUUAAAUGCCCCAUCUGACACUCAUGUUGAAAUUUAACCUGAGUUAAGUUUAAAUGUGUUGCCCCUCACUCUGUACCUACAUUUUUUUCCAUGGAACAAACAACAAGGCCAUCACCAUUUGGUAGUCCCUCCACCUUAGGUUUUUCAACCUAUGGAAUGCUGAGGGAACACUUUUCUGCUGUUUGUAAAUUAUUAUCUUGUAGCACCAUAAAAUCAAAUCACAUCUCCUAGAAUAAAUUAUUUAGUUAACAUAAUUAUACCCAUAACCAAUGCAAUCACAUGCUAAAGUAACUGUGAAAUUGUAACAUUGCAGCUGCUUAAAUUAAACCAGAAAGGAAUUAAUUUAAGUAUUGUGGAUCCAAGAAAUUUUAGAAGUAAGAUAGAGUAUCUGUAUAUUAAUUAAAUUCCCUGUAUUAGUUAGAUUAGCAAUAAUAAUGUCACCGUGUGAUAGUUUUAAUGCAAUUUCAUGUAUAAUUCACAGUGCAUAAUUUAUGAUGUUUUCCUCUUGAUGAUUGAAAGCUAGACUUUGACAAUACCUUCUGGAUUCGAAGAAAAUUCAAAGAAGGAUUUCUGGGAUGGAAACCGAAUCCAAGAGAGCUCCAGGACCAUUGUGAAGAUAGGAAGAUAGAAAGCAAACUUCUGGUAGGCAGAAUAAUUCUUUCUGAUGACAUGAGACCUAUCAUUUUGUUUGUUUACUUUUCAGAUAUGCAUGAUAUUAAGAUGAGCAUUCUUGAUGUUCCUGUUGCUGUUGAUAAAUAUCUUCUUUUUCAAGCUGGCAUUGGAAUCUCAGCCAACACCUUCCUCCUCCUCUCUCACAUCUUCACACUCCUGUUGGAUCACAGGCAUAAGCCCACUGACCUGACCAUUUGUCACCUGGCCUUCACCCACAUAAUGUUGCUCCUUACUGUGCUGUUUUUGUUCUCAGCGGACCUGUUUGAGUCAGUGAAUGUUUGUAAUGACUUCAAGUGUAAAGUUUUGCUCUACACAAACAGAGUAAUGAGGGGCCUCUCUCGACACCUCUCCAUCUGCAACACCUGCCUCCUGAGUGUCAUCCAGGCCAUCACCAUCAGUCCCUUCACUUCCUGGUUGGCACAGUUUAAAUACAAAUCAAAAUAUUUUAUUUCCUAUUGCUUCCCCUUCAUAUGGUUAAUGUGUUUGUCUUUCAGUACUAGCACACUCGUCCACACUGUGGCAUCUUCCAAUGUGACCCAGACCAACCUGAUGGCUAUCACUAAAUACUGUUCAUUUUUCCCCAUCAGCCAUGACAUCAUGGCCUUGAUAAUCACACUGACAACAUGCAGGGACGUCUUCCUUGUGGGAGUCAUGCUGCUCUCAAGUGUGUACAUGGUGAAAAUCUUGACCAAGCAUCAGAGGAGGUCCCAGCACCUUCACAGCACCAGCCUCUCUCCAAGAUCCUCCCCAGAGAAGAGGGCCACCCAGACCAUCCUGCUGCUGGUGAGUUUCUUUGUGGUCAUGUACUGGGUGGACUUCAUCAUCUCAUCCUCCUCAGUGAUAAUGUGGGCAUAUGACUCAGUCAUCCUGUUUGUGCAGGGUUUUGUGGUCAACGUAUAUGCCACUGUCAGUCCACUGGUGCUUAUUAGUUCUGAAAAAAGGAUCAUAAAUAUUUUGCAAAAUAUUCCAUGGAAAAUCUUAGAAUUUUAAUUAAUAAAUGAAAAAAAUGGCCUUGCAGAAUGUGUGUGGUGCAGCAUUUAGAGCCCUCCUGGGGUGCCCACCUGCCAUUUUCUAUGUCUGAGUUUGAUUCCUUCCUGUGUUUCUGAUCCAGCUUUCAGCCAGUGCACACUCUGGAGGAUGGCAAGUGCUGGAUCAAGUACUUGUGCUCCUAUCACCUAUGUGAUUGGGCUAGCAGAGUUCUAGGCUUCUGGAAUUGACCUGGGCUACUCCUGGGCAAGGACAUUUGAGUAUUGAGCCAGCAUGUGC